AUGUCUAAACAGAACACCUGUGCAGUGCCAGAGGCCCUUGCAAACGACAAUAGGUUUGAAUAUCCAACAGAGUUGCUGUACACCCACCAAGUGCGGUGGAUAGAAGCAGCGGCUGCCUCGCCUGUCUGGACUUCCGUUAUCAAUUACUACCUCGAGGCCGACCGAGGCAACUUGAUCGAAGAACACUUACAUCGGCCCGAACACAGGACAGCAAUCCGAGGCAAUGUGUCUUCCUUUAGCAUUCCAUGGGAAGAGGUACUUGCUGCACUGGCCCCCGAGACUCGGCAGAACGCCUCUUGGGAAAAGUUGCCUCACCCGCCACAUGUCCUCCAAGCUAUUGUAAAAGUUAAUGUGAAGGGUAUUUUAUACAAUGAGGCCAUCGAGUGGGUAGCAGGGGCACGCAUCCGACCAUGGGUCGUCAGUGCACUCUUGCAUCACCUCAUCGACAUGCAACAUCCAAUGUGUACCUCGCAUUUGUCGGCAGAGGAGGCAAAAACAGCAGUGACGCAGCGUGUGACUUUGAUCUAUGGGGUGGAAGAAACAAGGCCCAUAGUCGACUGGCAGCAACCUCCUUCACCUACUGUGCCAUCAAAAGGCGCAUACCCCUGCACGCGACGCCAGAGCAGCGCUCAGGCAGCAGCGAAUGUGAAUUCAGAACCAACCAUUUCAAAUAACGAGACUGACUCUCCAACGAUGAGCGGCCAGAGCUCGUCUCAGCCAGCGUCUGAGGUGCAACAUUUCAAGCCUUCUCGUGUGAAAACUGCAUCCCCAAAGAUCGUGUCCCAGCUGCAAUCCGAAGAGACAGCCUAUGUGUACAGCAAAACGUUUCCACAGCAUACAAGCCACAGCGAUGACAACGCAACCAUGCACGAUAUGCCAACCCACCGAACGCGCCAGAUGGUAGCAGAGCGAAAAGAUCAAGGCAGCCCUCAGGAGCAACAAGUUACAGUGUCAACACCUAGCCACAGCAAGUUACCAUUAGUGCAUGCAAAGCAUGAGCGGGAUGCCUCGCCGGACGACAACCCAUCGCGGCAGGUGAGAAGCCAGAGCAGCGCUCAGGCAACCACAGCAGACAAGAGCGAUGAAAAGGCCACAGCAACUCGUCCGAGCCAUGCUAGGAAUUUCUUUGGUGCCAGUGGAGACGUAAGCCAGCCGCUGCCGCAGAAGCAUGCAACGCCCGAGUCAGUCCCAGACACAGCUUUGGAUGGCGAGUCCUUCGUAGGCAGUGUGAGACCCAAUGUAUUGUCACAAGAUUAUACGGGUGCAGAGUGGAAAGACCCCGACGUCGACAUGUUGUUGCAAUUAGGCAAUGCGACUGACACACUCACCAUUCAAACCGGGCACAACUUCUGGGACCAGUGGCAAAAUGAUUUUCUUCCAUGGGCUUUUCCCUUCAGCAUCCCCGCACCCGUCAGUGGUCCGGACUUCCCCCAUAAAGAGCGACCACGAAGGCCCGCCGAUGCGCCGCAGUUGCCGCCCUUGGCACACUUGAAACUCCUAGCCGGCCGCAUUGAGAGUUCAAUUCGCAACUCAUGGGACCUGAUUCCCGGGCUGAGACGAUUGACUUUCAAAUGGCAUUCCGUGUGGCAAGGCUCGCUUUGGCGGAAAUGGAAGUCACAGCGGCAAGCCAUUGCACCGGUGCCAACGCUCAAGUGGGUGCAAGCGGCGCGCGGCCUCUACAACAAACUCAGAUCCGGCACGUACACCACAGCAAGUGGAAAGCCGAAACCCAUCCAGUUCGAUACACGGAAAUUGCCCUACGCCCGAGGCCUCACAACAGAUGAAAAAGAGUUGCUCCAGGACGUGAAAGGCAUGCAAGGCCAUAUGCCUGGAACAAUUGAAGUCCGACGUCGCAUUGGACGUUUCCUCUUCGGGGCCAGGGUUGAGAUGGGAGAACCUCUCUUCAUCACCAUAUCUCCAACAACCCGUCAUAACACCCUCUGCAUCAAAUUCAGCCGCUAUCGUGCCGCCGAUCCGGGCGGAGCUGAAGAAGGAGCACGCAAUCGCCCCCAGCUAUGGGACACCGCAGAGGCGACCAUCGAAGUGCCACCUUACGACACCCGCAGACAGCUCGCUGCGAGGGAUCCUUGGGCCGUCGUGCUUAGUUUCCAAACAGUGGUGCGAUGCAUCUUCGCCAAAUUGCUCGGCAUUCGUAUGUGCUUCCGUUGCCCUGCUUGCGAUUGCCGCGAUGCACGCGGACACGGGUGUCACGUGACGGGGGGCAUCCUUGGCCUUGUCACCGGCCUAUGCGGGGCAAUCGAAUAUCAAGCUAAUUCGACACCGCAUUUCCACUGCAACGUGUACAUCGCUUCCAUUUGGCAACAUUCUUUAAGUGAAUUUGCAGCUAAGCUGAAUGACAGCACCAUCACAUUCGAGGACGUGCGCCAAUUCUUGACAUGGGCACACGCCGAAUCCCACCCCGACCCAGCAAGCCAUACGCAAAAACAAGACCACCUCGAAGCAGACUGGGCCCAGAACAACUGCAAAGCAAGCCACGAUUUCUUAUGUCAAUGGCCAGAAUUCCUGACCGAAGACAAAGCGGCCAGCCCCUGGGUGAAAGCAGUGGAACCGAAGCAGGCAUUAGCCGACGCAAGUCGUUUCAUCCACCAAUAUCGUCUCGCAGCCCAGAACAAGAUCAGCCACCAGCAAAUCCACUGGCAUCCGUGGAACAUCGUGCAAAAAUGUCGGUUGCCUAUUGCCGCUUGCCGAAAGAAGGGGGCGCCAAACAAGUGUAAGCACAGUUUCCCAAAAGUGCAGAACGAUAAAGUUCGAGUGAUAUGUCGAGGGAACGCACGAAAAUUUGCCCAGAGCACUGCCGGGCGGCGAAAUGCAUUAGGCAAAAAGGAAUUACAACAAGCAGCCAAGCAAUUGCAUUUCCUCGAAGAAGCAGCUGCAAAAGAUGACGCUGCAGCACACUACCGCAAAGUUGUGCACCGAGUCUUUGGGGACCUCGAAUUUCGUUGCUCUGUGCGCCCGGUGACCGAGGAAUUCAUGCUCGCAGGCUUUGGCAACAUGGCGGACCCCACCGCGGCCGAAUGCAUCCGCACUUUCCCCGUAGUCCCGUUUAUAGGCAUGGACUGGCUCAGUAUCUUAGACUCCGUAACAGAAGUGCGGCACAAAAUAGAACCCCCAAGCCCCUAUAAAACCACCAUUAAGACAUCGGAAAUUUAUGGCUGGCGAGGGACCGACGAGCGAGUGUUUCACUUGUGUCCGUGGGAGUUUAUGAAAUGGUGGACCCUAAAAAAAUUGCAGCCGCCCACCAAAAAUGCAACUGAAGACGGACAAGGGCUCAGUGUUUGGGUGAGUAAGCAAGGCACAGACCGAAAACCUGUGGAUGGCUGGCAAUAUGGCCGUGAUUACAUUUGGAAACAUCCCUUGCCAAAUAGCCGAGCCGCCAACCUGGUCCGGCUACCGCAGUGCCAUGGAUGCAGUCGAGUGCAGGAAUAUUAUCUGGAAAGACGGACCGAACCACUGAUUCCAUAUCCGACGACCUGUCCGUUGCCGAAGCCCGACAUGUCAAAGGAUGCACAGGCGAGGCUCCUCAAUGUCUAUCUGAGGCCCUGGACACUUGAUCUGAAAAGUGCUACCCCGCAUGUCCCGCAUAUCAGUGUGGGCUUCGAAUAUUCGAAACGGUCAGGUCCAGCGGUACGCCGCAUAGUUGAGGAAUGGGAAGCUACUCCGCAGGUUGAUGCAAUAAACUCUUGGUUCGUAAACAGUGGAAUACCUGACACAAAGCUUGAUCAUAGUCAAAGGAAGCGGCAGCAACCGACGCCGUUGCCAGAGACUGAACCCUUGAGCUGGACCUACGGCAGGUUGACGCCAGAGUCUGCCACAGCAUGGCUGCAGCGUCUCGCAGAGCAGGGCUCGGUGGCAGUCGAUUCAGCCGCAGGCAGUGCAGAGCAGCGCUCAGCCAGUGCAGAACCGCGCGCAGCAAAUGCGGAGACGCGGUCAGCAUGUAAACCCACAGUCGAACAACUGAAAUUCCUGCGUGCUGUCGUCGACCGCUGCCUCACAGAGGCUCAAGAAGAACAGGCCGAAAGUUCCCGCAGCGAGCCUUUGCGUGCAGUCUUCCACGGGGUUCCAGGUGCAGGCAAAACCCAAACCCUCAAGUGGUUGCGUGCUUUUUUCGAAGAUUUGUGUGGGUGGCAGCAUCAACAAGAGUUUGUAUACUUGGCACCGCAGAACACCCAGGCUGCACUGAUUGCUGGCAUGACGCUACACUCGUUUGCCAAUAUCCAGGUGAAAACCAAAACGGCCCGAGCAAAAAACACCAGCACACCGGAACAGUUCGCUAAGUACCAACGCCUACGGUGGCUGGUGGUGGAUGAAUCUUCGACGGUCGGGCUCGAAAUAUUGGCCACUCUGGAGAAACGCCUGCAGCAGUCUACCAGAGAUCGGGAUACGUGGAAACUUCGGCCAGGGGGAGAACGGAGGCCAUUCGGAGGGCGCAACCUCAUCUUGACCGGGGAUUUAUGGCAGUUCCCGCCAGUCAAAGCCACAGCCAUCUACCAGAACCCUUUCCAGUCAAACGCAAGCUUCCAAGUCAACGCACUGCAGCAAAUAUGUUGGUCGCACACCUCGCUCGCCAUCCCACACCUGUUUGAACUCACCCUCGAACAGCGGUGCGAGGACGCCUGGCUCAGCCAAAUUCUUCACCAGGCGAGGCAUGGAAACAUGUCGCAGGAAGUGUGGUCUUUCUUACACGGGUUUCCAACACUCCAUGCCGGCUCGUGGUCCUUCCAAACCAAUCAAGCCACCUGCGGCGAAAAAACUUGCAACAACCUACAUCUGCAAGCCACCGCCCCCGACCAGUUGGAAUGUGUCAUUUGCCACCAAGAAAGGGCACGGCGAUGCAUCGUAGGCAAAGACCCAAAGGCCGAGCACUUCCUCAACCAUCCUUUCGUGCAUGGGCUGAAUGCCGCCAAGUACAUUGCAGCCAACCUGCGUGCCAAAUGGGUCGCAAGCACUCGCAAGCACAAGUUGCUUUGGAAAAUUGCUCAAGAAACCCCGCUUUUUCAUGUGGAGGCGACGGAAUUACAGGCCCGGCGCGAAAAUUGGUUGCAGCGCCAUGACCAGUCCACCGGCGGAGUCGUCGGAAUCUUACCCCUUCUCCACAACAUGCCAAUCCGAGUCAUGCAAACCCUGUCUGAUCUGAAAGCGUUCGGGCUCUUCAAAAACACCCGGGGCAUCCUUUGGAAUUGGACACUGCACGAUGUCGACAAAGACGCCGUCGAAACCGCAGAAGGCCGAGACAUCGUGCUACAACGUCUUCCACUGGCAUUGUAUGUCAGAGUGGCCGGGGCAAACUGGCAACAACACCCAGACCUGCCGGUUGGCGUCGUUCGGAUUGAACCCGUCACCCAGACGUGGACGCUGGAAACGAACGGCAAAGCUACAGUCUCUCGACGUGGCUUUCCAAUAGCCUCCGAUUACGCUGGCACGGCGCAUUCGUUUAUGGGGGCAACCCUCGGUGCAUGCACAUUGGACCUUGGCACAUGGGAUGCCACGACCUCCCGCGAGGCAAAAAUUCGAUUCGAGAAAGACAAGCCAAACAAGGAAAGGAAUCGUGACAUUAUGCUGUUUUGCCGCGGUUGUAGCGCACAACCGCACCUAGAGGAAAAACUUUUGCCACUUCGAGAAUUUGUUUCGGCCUGGGACCAAGAGGAAUGGUUCCGAGUCUUGUCAGAAGGCAUGUGUCGCUUAUGCACCCAGUGUAAAACGAAGCAGAGCAGCCCUGCAGCCAAGGGGAAGCCCAAGGCAGUGAAUGCCUGCGCAUAUUGCCAGACCUUGCCAGCCGACCA
Messenger RNA from Cladocopium goreaui, 5801 nucleotides. The record is from the annotation of a GenBank genome assembly. NCBI's taxonomy places the organism in Eukaryota, Dinophyceae, Suessiales, Symbiodiniaceae.